GUGUACUAUGCCAAAAAGAAGCGACGGGCACAACAAAACCAAGGGGAUGACUCAUCUCACAAAAAGGAGAGAAAAUUGUACAACGAUGGCUAUGAUGAUGAUAACCACGAUUAUAUUAUCAAGAAUGGUGAAAAAUUCCUUGAUCGGUAUGAAAUUGACUCUCUCAUUGGAAAAGGUUCCUUUGGACAAGUUGUGAAAGCUUUUGACCAUGAGGAACAAUGUCAUGUUGCAAUCAAAAUCAUUAAAAACAAGAAACCAUUCCUCAACCAAGCUCAGAUUGAGGUAAAGCUCCUUGAAAUGAUGAACAAGGCUGAUGUGGACAACAAAUAUUAUAUAGUGAGACUGAAGCGACAUUUUAUGUGGCGUAAUCACCUUUGUCUAGUCUUUGAAUUACUGUCGUACAAUUUGUAUGAUCUAUUGCGAAAUACUAAUUUUCGUGGAGUGUCCUUGAACUUAACGCGAAAAUUUGCGCAGCAGUUAUGCACUGCAUUACUAUUUCUUUCAACCCCAGAGCUCAAUAUAAUUCACUGUGACCUCAAGCCAGAGAAUAUUUUGCUGUGCAAUCCUAAAAGGUCAGCAAUCAAAAUUGUGGACUUUGGUAGCUCAUGUCAAUUGGGGCAGAGGAUAUAUCAAUAUAUACAGUCUCGGUUUUAUCGUUCGCCUGAGGUACUUCUAGGCAUUUCUUAUGACUUGGCUAUUGACAUGUGGAGUCUUGGCUGUAUAUUAGUAGAAAUGCAUACCGGGGAACCAUUGUUCAGUGGCGCCAAUGAG
Molecule: messenger RNA, 771 nt
Organism: Frankliniella occidentalis (western flower thrips)
Lineage: Eukaryota; Metazoa; Arthropoda; Insecta; Thysanoptera; Thripidae
Product: serine/threonine-protein kinase minibrain
Biological process (GO): peptidyl-threonine phosphorylation; peptidyl-serine phosphorylation; positive regulation of DNA-templated transcription
Cellular component (GO): nucleus
Molecular function (GO): protein serine/threonine kinase activity; protein serine/threonine/tyrosine kinase activity; transcription coactivator activity
Source: RefSeq, a predicted model, not a curated record